Molecule: messenger RNA, 2209 nt
Organism: Onthophagus taurus
Lineage: Eukaryota; Metazoa; Arthropoda; Insecta; Coleoptera; Scarabaeidae
Gene: PRAS40
Product: Proline-rich Akt substrate 40 kDa
Biological process (GO): negative regulation of protein kinase activity; negative regulation of TOR signaling; neurotrophin TRK receptor signaling pathway
Cellular component (GO): cytoplasm
Source: RefSeq, a predicted model, not a curated record
CCUAUCUAGCGGUUAAAAAUUUUUUUUUUUAACUUAAAAAUAUUUCGCGCAAACAAACGUGUUACGUGCCAAAAAAUUCGUACAAAACAAACCGCGCUAGUUAUUUACGUCAUCGCGUUUCAACCCGAGCGGAUUACGUAUCAUUAUUUUUUUAUAGAUUAAUAUUUAUUAUUUUUUUAAUCGGACGAGAGGCUGGCUGCCCUCCUCGUUUCUCGUUCAUCGCGGACGUACAACGUGCACGAGCACAUGCGCCUUGCCCGAGUUGGCAACAACACAAAGCGGUCUUCGCCCGAACCCGAAAGUUCUUUGUUCGUCGUUAAAUUCUGGACGCGUUUCAACUGGUUUCAACAAACGGCAACCCAAAACUAACGUGCAACAACGUACCAAACGAAAGAGAGAAGAAUCGAACCCAGAAACCGCCUUAAUCAACCUUAAAAAAAGAAAAAAAUAACCGUUUUAAAUCGAGAUCGUUCCACUACAAUCUUUACGAGCAACAAAAAAAAAUACGCUGUCGUCAGUAAACAAAUAUUACCUCAUUCGUUGGUUUGUGCCUCUUCUCCUACUAAAUAGAGAGUUUUUUUCGUCUCCUCUCAUCCGUGUGUGAGUGUGUGUUUAUUUUGAGUAUGUGUGAGUGAUUUUUUUUUAUUUUUUACCUUGGAUAUAAAACACACACACAGAGGAAGUGUAACAACUCUUCUAAUACGGUCUCAACGAAAGGGAAAAGUUAUUAAUUGUAACAUCUAAAGUUAGAUUCAAAUUAUUUUAAAAAAAAAUCAACUUAAAACUUAUUUAUUACGGGAGCAAAUCCUGUUAUCUCUUUCGUGAAUGUUUUAUUAAAUUUGUUGUUAAAUAAAUAAUAAUAAAAAUGCUCGCUUGCAAGUGUUUAAACGUGAUUAUUGAAACGAACGGGAAGGAUUCAGGUGACUUUGAGAAGGUUAAUGUGGAAUCGUUACGUUUGGGAAUCGAAUCCACUUCGGACGCUUUUUUCAAACAGGAUCUCCAACUGGUCCAAAGCCUCCAGAAAGUUACAACGAAGAUCUCUGGGCUUGUAUCGACUCGAUGUGUUGGCCCCUACACUGUACAUUUGUGUUUCAAUUGUAACUUGCACACACAUGCCGUUCAUAAAGAAAAAGGAAAUCCAAUUUUGAUCUCUGCUAAUUUAUUGCGAAAAGCAGCUAUUGAAGCCGUUGAAAAGAACUCUGAUUUUUCGACCAAUUAUAACAUUAUGAUUGAUACUAAUUUGAAAAAUUUAUCAAAUUCUAUAUACAGCAAUAUGGCGCCGGAUGAAAAAGUGAUUGUAAACAAUUUGAUGCAAAGGGCUAAUGAGUCAAUUAGUCGCGAAUUGGCAGCUGUAGAGAAUAAAAUCAGUCAGUAUUCCGACCAGCAAUAUACGUUAUUUGAAGAGUACAAAGCAAGAGUUCUAUUUGAGCAUGAUGUUCUGUCCAGAAAAAUCUUAGAGGGUAAACGAAGAGCUUCCAAAGAGAACACCGUUAGUACAAAAACGUUGUCUACGCCACUCGGCAAUCGACUGUCUAAGAACCAAGUACCUGAAACACCGGAGAGCCCUAACAGACUGUCUUUAUUUGACCGGACCAAACAAGCAUUCAUUACUUCAUCACCAAAACCAAUCAUAUCUAAUAGAAAAUUAUCAUCAAAUCAAGCAUGUUCAUUCGAUAGUGAAGGUCUUUUUCAAUUAGAAGAUAUGGAUGAAGACUUAACCUACGUAGAUUCAGAGCAUGAAGAAAGCGAAGAUGAUUCAACGAUGAAUUAUUCCAGAAAUUCCGAUCAGAAUUCGAGAAGGCAAAGUUUGCAAAUGGCGAAAUCAUUGCCAGUAUCGAUUCCUGCACUAAAAGCGUUUAAGAAUCAUAUCAACGAAGAUAAUGAUGAUAGAAUGCCAGAAGAAUCGAUGGAUAUCGCAGCUAGUAUAAAAGCGUUGGCGAAAAGUAUUCAAGGUGAUACGAUUUUCGGUGAUUUGCCGGCUAGGCCGAGAUUCAGCUCGCAAAUUUAAUACUACUACUUAAUCGUAAAUUCGUUUCUACUUAGGUACACUUAGUUAUCUUUUUGAUUAUGUUUAAAGAAAAAGUCGCUUUAAAAAAAAUUGCAACAAAACCGCUAAUAACCAAUUGUGAUGAUGAUUAAUUAAUCUUGUGGGGUUGAGUCUAUUUUUUAUUAUUAAACUUAAUUUCUGGUAAAUCUGGGGAAAUUAAAG